AUGGGUGCCUUACUAGCUCCGGGAUAUUCAUCAUCUGAUAGUGAUUCUGAUGAUACUCAAAAUAAUAUUGUAAUCAACGAAGACAAAAAGAAAAGAACAGGUUGCUUUACUAAAGCAGAAUUGAAAGCUUUAAAAAAAAAACGCAAAGGGAAUGAUCCAUGGUCUGAAUGGGAAACAAAUAAUGUUUCAGCUGAGCUACAGGAGAACACUAAUAAACAAAGUUCAAAUGAAAUAAAUGAUACAUCAAAAAAUUCUAAAUCAUUAUUUAAUGUAAUAGAUUCUAAUAAUGAAUUUUUUGUACAAGAAAAUGAGACAUCAAACACUUACUAUAAAUAUAAAAAAAACAUUAUUCAACAUUUAAAUGAAAACAGUGCCAUACCUAACAGGUGUUAUAUGCCAAAGAAAAUUAUUCAUAAAUAUGAAGGUCAUGAAGGAGGUACAAAUACCGUUAAGUAUAUACCCAAUACAGGAAACUUUUUCAUAUCAGGUGGAAAUGAUAAAAUUAUUAAACUCUGGGAUUGCAAAAAUAAAGGGAAACUUGUAAAAGAUUAUAGGGGCCAUAGUAUGCCUAUUAAAAGUUUAGAAUUUGAUAACGGCGGUGAAAAAUUUAUUAGUAUAUCAUUUGAAAAUAUUUUAAAAAUAUGGGAUACGGAAACAGGCAAAGUUGAUAAAAGAAUUAAACUACCAGCAUUGCCAACGUGCUGUAAAAUCAAUCCUCAAAACAAUAAUGAAUUUAUAGUUGGCUUAUCUAACUCUACAAUUUUACAUUACGAUAAAAGACAAGACGGUCUAAUUCAAAACUAUGAUAGUCACUUAUCAUCUAUAUUAGACUUGGCAUAUUUUCCUCAAGGAGAUAAAUUUAUAUCAUCUUCCGAAGAUAAAACCAUUAAGAUUUGGAAUAAUGGAAUUAAUAUACCUAUUAAACAAAUAAGUGACACCACACAGUAUGCCAUGCCAUGUGUUAAGGUUCACCCAAAAAAAAAAUAUUUUGUAACACAAAGUAUGGACAAUAUAAUCUACACCUAUCAACUGAAACCCAAAUAUCAAAAACAAAAGAAAACAUUUAAAGGACAUCGAUGUGCAGGGUUUAAUAUUGAAUUUAGUAUAUCGCCAGAUGGCCAAUAUCUAAUUUCGGGUGACUCUAGAGGUAGCGUUUUCAUCUGGGAUUGGAAUAGUACAAAAAUACUUAAAAACAUACGAACAAAUGUUCGAAAACCAAUUACUACAGUUGACUGGUCGCCAAGAGAAACAAGUAAGGUUAUAUUUGCAGGCAACGAGGGACCAAUUUAUUUGUUAGAUUGA
This is a messenger RNA of Saccharomycodes ludwigii, 1302 nucleotides long. It is a transcript of the gene CDC40, whose product is annotated as Cdc40p. Lineage: Eukaryota; Fungi; Ascomycota; Saccharomycetes; Saccharomycodales; Saccharomycodaceae. The coding region runs from base 1 to 1302 and encodes 433 amino acids. Gene Ontology annotation, biological process: mRNA splicing, via spliceosome. Gene Ontology annotation, cellular component: catalytic step 2 spliceosome. Gene Ontology annotation, molecular function: mRNA binding; protein binding. The record is from RefSeq and is a predicted model, not a curated record. The transcript has a single exon.